This is a messenger RNA of Eurytemora carolleeae, 1139 nucleotides long. RefSeq lists its product as uncharacterized. The transcript is spliced from 12 exons. Gene Ontology annotation, cellular component: cytoplasm. Gene Ontology annotation, biological process: positive regulation of apoptotic process; apoptotic process. Lineage: Eukaryota; Metazoa; Arthropoda; Copepoda; Calanoida; Temoridae. The record is from RefSeq and is a predicted model, not a curated record. Bases 81 to 1139 code for a protein of 352 amino acids.
UUCAAUAUUUAUGAUAGUUAAUUUCAGAUUUGUUCUCAUAUAAUGUUGUAAACUGUUUCCACCAAAGAUACAAAAUCAAAAUGGCCUCCAGUUCUGUUUCGCAAGAUGAUUUUGAAAAGAAUGAUUUUGAGAAGCUGGAACGCAGAUCAAGAAUUAGAACGGCCCGAGCUCGUCAAAUUAACCCGCAGAGUUGUCGACUUGAAAGUAAUCAAGAACGUUUCAAUCCUCUUGGAAUAGAUAUUGAGGAUAAUCUCGAUCAGUUGCAUAUAGACACAGCUUCAGUAUCUCCUUUCAGCGUUCUAGAUGGAGACACAAGUCCUAAACCCGGGCCCAGGAAUCAAGCUAAACUUUCCUCGGAGAAACGACCAGCCAAACUCAACCAUCAUGGGAAUAAGGGUAAACAGCAGAGAGACCGAAGAAAGCUGAGAGAGAAACGAAGAUCUACAGGAGUCGUGCACUUAGCGAGUACAGAGAGUACAGGAGGAAGUACCACUGGAGAUGAUGAGGAGUGUGUUGAAGGAGCUGGAGGAGCUGCUGCUGUUGGAGGAGUCUGUGUGGAAACAAAGAGAAACACUCAACACAAUGAAUCUAUUCAGGAUGUACAACCUUCCUCCGUUCCUGUUGAAAUACCGGAAAGAAAAAAUUCAGGGCACAAGCAUCAAUCUCCUCUGUAUAAUCGGCUUCGACUCAGGGGCGACAAGUCGACACGUAGCGAGGAUAUGGAAGCAGACGAUGAACAGGGAGAUAAAACGGACAACGACCAUGAUAGCAUCAAUCUUUCUGAAUCUAACACUACUACACCAUUGCCAGGUGGACUGUUGGUUGAGACUAGUUCCUGCUUGACGAGCCCCCUGGUUCGUCCCACCACCCCUUCCAUCCCAUCCAGUACAUCCACACCCGUACUCAGACCAACCACACCCACUCACAUAGACUCCAUCACUGUCUCACCCGAGGACAGGGAGAGAUGUUUUGAGGAGAACAAGACCCUGCUGGCGAUCAUGGAGGAGAAGGAUCGCAGGAUUCAGAGUGACCUCUCAGGAUACGCAAAGUAUUAUAGAGGAACACUGCAGACUCAAGGAGGAGAAUUCUAUUCUCAUCAAAACAAUCGGGAACUUGAACAAGUAAACCCUGGAACUUGA